AUUCUGUAGCCCCUCAGAAGUCAUUUUAUAGUAGCCACUGGGAAGCACGUAGGUUGGACAGAGGAACAAACUCCAUUCUGCUUUUUUAUAUACUGGAUCAGAAAAUACCAAACUUGCAAGUAGCCAUGGUCUUUCCUCUGGUGUCUGAAGAGAAUAUUCUAUUCGAUUUUUUUCAGGCAAUCCUAUCACACUUGGCUCUAUUCUGCAUACUAAUUUCAGUUACAGCCAUAGCCAUCGCCUGGUUUAUUAGAGAUUCUUUCAAAGUUGAAGAUUUUGACAAGAAACAUGUCUUUAUCACGGGCUGUGAUAGCGGAUUUGGACAUUUGUUGGCAAGGCAGCUUGACCAAAGGGGGUUUCAUGUAAUAGCCGCAUGUCUCACGGAGAAAGGUGAAUCGGAACUGAAGGCUGCGGCCUCUCCCAGACUGAAGACAGUUCUGUUCAAUGUUACCGACAGUCCGAGCAUCGAGAGUGCGGUGGAGUUUGUGCGCGCUGAGGUUGGAGAGCGAGGUCUCUGGGGGCUGGUCAACAACGCUGGGAGGUCCACACCUAUAGGCCCCACUGAAUGGAUGCAGUUGGAGGACUUCAAGAAAGUUCUAGAUGUGAAUUUAAUAGGUCUGAUUGACGUGACCCUGAAGUUCCUCCCACUCUUAAAGAAGGCUCAAGGAAGGGUGGUCAAUGUUGCCAGUAUCCUGGGGAGGCUUGCCCUCAACGGAGGAGGCUACUGCCUAUCUAAGUAUGGUGUGGAGGCCUUCUCUGACAGCCUUAGGCGGGAUAUGCAGCAUUUUGGUGUAAAAGUGAGUAUCAUUGAGCCUGGUUUCUUCAAGACGGGUGUGACCAGGCUGGACCUCAUUGAAGCAGACCUGCAGAGACUGUGGAACCGUCUCCCUGAGGAGGUCAAGCACUCGUAUGGACCCACAUUCUUUGACGAAUAUGUAAAAGCUCAGGAUUUCUCCAUGGGUCUCCUGUGCAGUUCAGACAUCUCCAAAGUGACCAGUUGCAUGCAGCAUGCCCUUACAGCCCGCCACCCACGGACCCGCUACUCACCUGGUUGGGAUGCUAAGUUCAUCUGGAUCCCCCUGUCCUACCUCCCUGCAUUCAUAGCAGACUUCACAGUCGCUGUUCUACUUCCUGUCCCCAAAGACGACAGAAAGAGCCAUGCAAACCAAGUGGGUGUGGAAAACACAUGAGCCACUGGACUCUUUCCUUUAUCAAUCACAUCUAUGAUACAUUUUAGAUUGAUUUAUAUUCAUUAUUUGCAUUUCAAGGAUGUUGAUACUACACUGAAUAAAAAUAUAAAUGCAACA
Molecule: messenger RNA, 1304 nt
Organism: Salvelinus namaycush (lake trout)
Lineage: Eukaryota; Metazoa; Chordata; Actinopteri; Salmoniformes; Salmonidae
Gene: rdh1
Product: retinol dehydrogenase 1
Exons: 6
Coding region: 126-1187 (353 amino acids)
Source: RefSeq, a predicted model, not a curated record